GUGUUUUGAGGUUAAGUCCUAGAUUCAUGAUUGUGAUGUAGUGGAUUCCGAUUAUCAACCACAAACUUAAAUAUUUUAAUAUUUCAUUUUGUCUUCACACCCUGCGAUUGAUUAUGAAUCUUUGCCAACUCGCCCUCCUUCGCCAUUGUACUCGGUUCAAUGCCCCAUUAAAGUUAGUGCCAGUGAAAAGCAAUCAGUGUAUGUAUUCUAGUCACACCCCGGUCUCUAGAGACACAAGUUUAAGUUUCACACCUGCACCUAAGAUCAAGAAAGAAGUUACUGUCGAUUAUGUCACUCCAAGCGCUCCGCAAGAUUUACCACAAUGGGAUAUGGAAAACCCAUUUCAACGAGAAAAGCAAAGCUGCAUACUUUGUAAGUACAAAAUAACACCUGACUACAAGAACGUUAAGCUCCUGUCGCAGUUCGUUUCCCGCUUCACAGGCAGAAUAUAUGGACGGCACAUCACUAGACUUUGUAAAAGUAAACAAGAAGCAGUAGAGAAAGAAAUUUGGAAAGCACAAAUGGCCGGUUUCAUGCCCAACUAUUUCAGAGAUCUGCAUUUCACGGAUGAUCCAAAGCUGUUUAACCCGGAGAGGCCGGUGAGGCCUCACAAAUAUUAAAACUUGUAUGGGAGCAAGGUAAUAUUGCUCCUUUUUUACUCUGUAAAUUGCCACAUGUUCUUUUUUAAUGUUAGUCCUUUGUGAAUUGUUUUCUACAUAAAUUUCUGUUCAAUAACAAA
Messenger RNA from Bemisia tabaci, 739 nucleotides. It is a transcript of the gene mRpS18C, whose product is annotated as mitochondrial ribosomal protein S18C. Gene Ontology annotation, cellular component: ribosome; mitochondrial small ribosomal subunit. Gene Ontology annotation, molecular function: small ribosomal subunit rRNA binding; structural constituent of ribosome. Gene Ontology annotation, biological process: mitochondrial translation. The record is from RefSeq and is a predicted model, not a curated record. Lineage: Eukaryota; Metazoa; Arthropoda; Insecta; Hemiptera; Aleyrodidae.